Molecule: messenger RNA, 533 nt
Organism: Monoraphidium neglectum
Lineage: Eukaryota; Viridiplantae; Chlorophyta; Chlorophyceae; Sphaeropleales; Selenastraceae
Exons: 1
Source: RefSeq, a predicted model, not a curated record
AUGCGGUCGGGUGCCCUCGCAGCGCGGCCCACUGACAAGGAACUUGACAAGGGACGCGUUGAGAAGACCACAGUCCGCAGAUACCGCGCAGGCCAGGCGCCAGCAUGGGCCGAGCAGCAGCAGCACCAGCAGCAGGCGCUCGCCGCAGCAUCCACUGCUGCGGCGGCGCGCGCAGACGCGCUCGCCGUGCAGGUGCAGCGCACGGCGAUCGCGGCCCCUGUGAUCCUGAAGCGCGGGGAUGAUCCGCGGCUGGCGCGGCUGGCGCAGCGGCAGGUUCGGGGCCCGGAGAUCGUGCGUCGGCGGCAGCGGACGCCCGACGACGAGGAUGAGGAUCAGCAGCAGCAGCGGGACGAGGUCGGGGACGAGGAGGCAGGCGCGGCUCCCCGGCGGCGGCACAGGGAGACUAGCAGCGGCGGGGAUGGGGAGGGAGGGGACGAGGAGGAGGAUGAGGAGGAGGGCGAGGAGGGUCAGGAGCGGGAGGCAGACGAGGAUGCGGAUGAGGUGCAGCGGCGGCGAGAGGCCAUAAGGGAGCG